Molecule: messenger RNA, 1701 nt
Organism: Neogale vison (American mink)
Lineage: Eukaryota; Metazoa; Chordata; Mammalia; Carnivora; Mustelidae
Gene: NOX3
Product: NADPH oxidase 3
Exons: 13
Coding region: 1-1701 (566 amino acids)
Biological process (GO): superoxide anion generation; defense response
Cellular component (GO): plasma membrane; NADPH oxidase complex
Molecular function (GO): superoxide-generating NAD(P)H oxidase activity
Source: RefSeq, a predicted model, not a curated record
AUGGGGUGCUGGAUUUUGAAUGAGAGUCUCUCCAUCAUAUUAGUACUCUCGUGGCUGGGAGUGAAUUUCUAUCUGUUUAUUGACACAUUCUAUUGGUAUGAAGAGGAAGAAUCUUUCCUUUACACGCGUGUUAUUCUGGGUUCAGCGUUGGCUUGGGCACGAGCAUCUGCAGUGUGUCUGAAUUUUAACUGCAUGCUGAUUCUGUUACCAAUCAGUCGAAACCUCAUCUCAUUCAUGAGAGGGACAAGUACUUGCUGCAGAGGCCCAUGGAGGAGGCAAUUAGAUAAAAAUCUCAAAUUCCACAAACUGGUCGCCUAUGGGAUAGCUGUUAAUGGAGCCAUCCACAUGGUCGCCCAUUUGUGCAACCUACAGCGUUACCACUGGAGCCGGUCAGCUCAAGCAGAGGGACUUCCGGCCGCUCUUUCCAAACUUGGCGACGCCCCAAAUGAGAGCUACCUGAACCCCAUCCGAACCUUCCACACAAACACCAUCACCGAAUCGCUAACAACCAUCGCGGGUGUUACUGGCCUCGUCCUCUCUCUGGCUUUGAUCUUGAUCAUGACCUCUUCCACCGAGUUCAUCCGACAGGUCUCCUACGAGUUGUUCUGGUACACACACCAUGUGUUCAUCAUCUUCUUUAUCAGUCUGGCAUUCCAUGGGGCCGGUCGGAUUGUUCGAGGCCAGACUCCCGAGAGUCAACUGCAACACAACGUCACCUUCUGCAGAGAUCACUAUGCUCAGUGGCAGAAGGUGGCCCCAUGCCCCGUGCCUCAAUUUUCUGGCAAGGAGCCUUCGGCUUGGAAAUGGGUUUUAGGCCCUGUGGUCCUAUAUGCGUGUGAAAGGAUGAUGAGAUUGUGGCGGUUUCAACAAGAAGUUGUCAUUACCAAGGUGGUGAAACACCCGUCUGGAGUUCUGGAACUUCACAUGAAAAAGCGUAACUUUCAAAUGGCGCCAGGACAGUACAUCCUGAUCCAGUGCCCAUCCAUAUCCCGGCUGGAAUGGCACCCCUUCACCCUCACCUCCGCUCCUCAGGAGAACUUCUUCAGUGUCCACAUCCGGGUAGCGGGAGACUGGACGGAAGCUUUAUGUCAGGCCUUCGGGGCAGAGGGACAGGCCUCGAAGGAGCUCUGGAGCCUGCCACGGCUGGCGGUGGACGGGCCCUUCGGAACCCCACUGACGGAUGUAUUCCACUACCCAGUGAGCGUGUGCAUCGCCGCGGGAAUAGGGGUCACUCCCUUCGCCUCUCUUCUGAAAUCUAUAUGGUACAAAUGUGAGUCACAAACCCAGAUGAAGCUGAGCAAGGUGUAUUUCUACUGGAUUUGCCGGGAUCCAAAGGCUUUUGAGUGGUUUGCUGAUCUCUUACUCUCGCUGGAAACAUUUAUGAGUGAGCAGGGGAAAGCUCAUUUUCUGAGUUAUCAUAUAUUUCUUACUGGCUGGGAUGAAAAUCAGGCUGUUCACAUUGCUUUACACUGGGAUGAAAGUACCGAUGUGGUCACAGGAUUAAAGCAGAAAACGUUCUACGGAAGACCUAACUGGAACAACGAGUUCCGACAGAUGGCCUAUGCUCACCCCGGCAGCAGUAUUGGUGUGUUCUUCUGUGGACCCAAAGCUCUCUCAAAGAUGCUUCAAAGGAUGUGCCGCUUAUAUUCCUCAGCUGACCCCAAGGGGGUCCAUUUUUACUACAACAAAGAAAGCUUCUAA